Messenger RNA from Cooperia oncophora, 288 nucleotides. Lineage: Eukaryota; Metazoa; Nematoda; Chromadorea; Rhabditida; Trichostrongylidae. The record is from the annotation of a GenBank genome assembly.
AUGAAAGCAAAAAAUGUAAUUAAGGUGUACAUGGGGCAAGUAUGUCAAGCCAAUGUUGGACAGGCACCCGCUAGGCAAGCUGCGCUUGGUGCAGGUCUGAAAGUUUCAACCAUUGUCACUACUGUGAACAAAGUCUGCUCAUCGGGUCUUAAGUCCAUAAUGCUUGCUGCUCAACAAAUUCAGACGGGUCAACAAAACAUUGUCAUUGGAGGAGGAAUGGAAAGCAUGUCACAAGUUCCUUUCUACUUGCCUCGUGGCGAUACAACGUACGGUGGUAUGAAGCUGCUG